AUGUCCUCGUCAGCGCUCCCUCCCACCAUUGUCAUCAACACUCCCGGAGCAGCGACUUCCUCAGUGUCAGCGGCCCGCCAAACACCCUCCGCCUUUUCCUCGGUGUCAGCGGACCCCACGCCUCCCAAAGCGAGACCACAGAAACCCGUCCUCGUCCAGUCAUGUUAUCUUUGUGACGAACAGAACCCGGGCGACUUCUCGCCUACCACCAAGUACCUCGAGACGUGCCUUCUCUGCUCGCGGUAUUUCUGCCCCAUCCACAAGUCCGAGAGUUGGGACCAAGUCUGCAACAUCAACCACUCCAGCUAUUACCAUGAGUGCCUGGAAAGGGCGCGCGAAGAGCUGGCUGCCCAGGGCAAAGACACCGACACCAACAAGCGCGUGCUCGCCGAAACGCUGAUCAAUGAGGGCAUCUAUCCCAGCCUGGGCGAGCGCGAGAAGGCCAUUUUCACCACCAGCCCCGUUAGCGAUGCCAAGAUCCAGGAAAUUGAAAGUUUCCGCAGUCUCGAUGCCGCCUUGGCUGGCACCAGCACCGAACCGACGAGCCAGCUGAUUGAGGAGCGGGAUGUGGUUGGCGCCGACAUUGCCGUCUAA
Molecule: messenger RNA, 594 nt
Organism: Capronia epimyces CBS 606.96
Lineage: Eukaryota; Fungi; Ascomycota; Eurotiomycetes; Chaetothyriales; Herpotrichiellaceae
Exons: 2
Coding region: 1-594 (197 amino acids)
Source: RefSeq, a predicted model, not a curated record